AUGUCUGACUACACAUACCAACAUUUCAACGUCACAUUUCCGCCGGAACGUCAAUAUGUCGCCCACGUGGAGAUCAACCGCCCCGACAAAAUGAAUGCCUUCUUCGAAAGCAUGUGGCUGGAACUCUCUGCCAUCUUCACCCGCCUCUCCUCGGACUCCUCCGUUCGCGCCAUCGUCCUCUCCGGUGCCGGCGACCGCGCAUUCACCGCCGGCCUCGACGUCAAAGCCGCCUCCGAGGGCCUCCUCUCCGACACCAACGCCGCCAGCGAUCCCGCCCGCAAAGCUGCCCAAAUGCGGCGCCACAUUGACGAGUUGCAGGGAUGCAUCUCGUCUAUUGAAAAAUGCGAGAAACCAGUGAUCGUGGCCUACCACGGUAUCUCCUAUGGUCUCGCUGUUGACAUCGGUGUGGCCGCUGAUGUGCGGGUAUGCUCGGCGGAUGUCCGCUUUGCCGUGAAAGAAGUAGACAUUGGUCUGGCAGCAGAUGUCGGGACAUUGAGUCGGUUGCCCAAGGUGGUUGGGAAUUAUGGAUGGGUGAAAGAGGUGGCUUUGACGGCGAGGAACUUUGACGCGGAAGAAGCUCUACGCGUGGGAUACGUCAAUCGCGUAUUCAAGACUAAAGAGGAGACAGUCCGGGGCGCAUUGGAACUGGCACAGUUAAUAGGCACCAAGAGUCCCGUUGCGGUACAGGGGACCAAGGAAUUGCUGAAUUAUUCGAGGGAUCAUACCGUUCCGGAGGGACUGUGGUAUACGGCUGUCUGGAACAGCGCAAUGCUACAGACCAAGGAUGUCACUGCCGCGCUGCUGUCGGGCAUCCAGAAGAGAAAGCCGACGUUCGAGAAGUUGUAG
Aspergillus niger is the source of this 846-nucleotide messenger RNA. RefSeq lists its product as uncharacterized. The record is from RefSeq and is a predicted model, not a curated record. Lineage: Eukaryota; Fungi; Ascomycota; Eurotiomycetes; Eurotiales; Aspergillaceae. Gene Ontology annotation, molecular function: delta(3,5)-delta(2,4)-dienoyl-CoA isomerase activity. The transcript is spliced from 3 exons. Gene Ontology annotation, cellular component: mitochondrion. Bases 1 to 846 code for a protein of 281 amino acids.